Messenger RNA from Panicum virgatum (switchgrass), 912 nucleotides. RefSeq lists its product as uncharacterized. Lineage: Eukaryota; Viridiplantae; Streptophyta; Magnoliopsida; Poales; Poaceae. Gene Ontology annotation, molecular function: nucleic acid binding; zinc ion binding. Bases 328 to 774 code for a protein of 148 amino acids. The transcript has 2 exons. The record is from RefSeq and is a predicted model, not a curated record.
CUGAGAAUUGUUCUCAGGGCAGAGAAAAAGGAAGAUGUUCUAGAUACCCCAUUAUCAGAAGAGCCUGCUGAUGAUGCACCUGCUGAGGAAAAGACUGCUUACAGAAAGGCUUGUGACAACAACCUUGAAAUAAGCUGCCUUAUGCUCGCUUGCAUGGAACCUAACAUACAGAUGCAGUUCGAGACAAAUCAUGAGGCACACGAUAUGAUCAUGGCGCUUCAGGACAUGUUUCAAACUUAGGCCAGGACUGAAAGGUUCAAUUUGUCCAAAGCCUUUGUCGAGAGCAAGCUGGCAGAAGGUGCUGCAGUGGGUCCGCAUGUAAUCAAGAUGGUUGGUUACACACAGAGGUUGGAGAAGCUGGGCUUCCCACUUGGCCAAGAGUUGGCCACUGAUUUCAUUCUCGCCUCUUUACCGCCAAGCUAUGGGAACUUCAUCUCGAACUACCUUAUGCAUGGGGCUGAAAAGGGCCUGACUGAACUGUGUGGCAUGCUCAAGAUAGCAGAGAGUGACAUCAAGAAGAGCACAAGCGGCGGCCAUGUGAUGACUGUCCAGAACAAGCCUGCUUUCAAGAAGAAAGGUUCUUCUUGGAAGAAGAAGGGCAAGGCUAAGGUUGCGAACCCUAAGCCAAACCUUGCACCCAAGGCUAAACCUGGACCAGCUGCAGAUAAUGAGUGCUUUCAUUGUCACGAGAAGGGACACUGGAAGAGGAAUUGCAAGCUGUACCUCGCCUCGUUGAAGAACCGUUCUUCCACCUCGGGGAAUGACAAAGAGUAGAAGCGUUGAAAGAGGAGAAGUUGACUUCCGCGUCGGCAAUAAUGCAAGAGUUGCUGCUGUGGCCGUCAGGACGAUGCAACUUCACCUACCAUCAGGAUUUAUCUUGGAACUUAGUAAUUGUUAUUUUGUUCCUAGUUU